AUGCCCACAUCAACAAAAACAUCCACCACCACUCGCCCGUCAGGCCCAACCGGCCUGACUCGCGGGUACCUCUUCACCUACAACACAGCCAACCUCUUCGCAUGGGGCACCUGUCUGAUCUACACGGCCAGCCUCGUUCCCGAAGCUCUCGCACACAAUAAGCUCCCUUCCGUAUUCCCUGCGACAUUCAACCCGCUCCUCCUCGCGACGCAAUCCCUUGCUCUGCUCGAGGUGCUGCACAGUCUGGUCGGCAUUGUGCGCGCUCCCUUCGUCACGACCGCCAUGCAGGUUGCGUCGCGGUUGUUGGUGGUUUGGGGAAUUCUGGCGCAGUUCGGAGGUGAUAUUGUCGGGGCGAAGAGUACCCAAUUGGGCGAUUACGCUUACCUGGGAUGUGUUGCGGCGUGGGGAAUCACCGAGGUGAUUCGGUAUGGAUUCUUUGCGAUUACACUUUCCGGAGGAAGUGUGCCUGCUUGGUGGACUUGGUUGCGAUACAAUACUUUCUACGUGCUGUACCCCAUCGGCAUCACCAGUGAAUGCACCCUCAUUUUCAAGGCCCUCGGUCCUGCCGCUGCCGUCAACCCACUCUUCCAGUACUUUUUGAUUGCGGUUCUGGUGAUCUACGUGCCCGGCUCGUACAUUUUGUACACUCACAUGAUCUCACAGCGUCGCAAGGUGCUGCGUGGCAAGAAGCGCGCGGACUAG
This is a messenger RNA of Penicillium oxalicum, 702 nucleotides long. RefSeq names its product protein tyrosine phosphatase-like domain-containing protein. Bases 1 to 702 code for a protein of 233 amino acids. Gene Ontology annotation, molecular function: 3-hydroxyacyl-CoA dehydratase activity. Gene Ontology annotation, biological process: very long-chain fatty acid biosynthetic process; fatty acid elongation; sphingolipid biosynthetic process. NCBI's taxonomy places the organism in Eukaryota, Fungi, Ascomycota, Eurotiomycetes, Eurotiales, Aspergillaceae. Gene Ontology annotation, cellular component: endoplasmic reticulum membrane. The transcript has 3 exons. The record is from RefSeq and is a predicted model, not a curated record.